AUGGCUGGGCAAAGACGCUCUCGGAGCUCAUCUAAACGUAAGAGGCCAUCUCUCUCCCGCUCCACAAGAGCAGAGCUGCAGUUUCCUGUGAGCCGGAUGGACAGUCUCCUGAGGAAAGGGAAUUAUGCCCGGCGCCUGCGUUCAUCCACACCCGUUUUUCUCGCUGGCAUUCUCGAGUACCUGACCGCCAACAUCCUGGAGCUGGCAAGCAACGAAGCCCAACUCAACCACAGGAUACGCAUCACCCCAGCACAUCUGGAGAGGGCAAUGGACAGAAACCCGCAGCUCAAUUGCCUCUUGGAUGAUGCAAUCAAGUCAGAGGUUGAUGAGAAGCCCCGAUCUAAAAAGAAAUGA
This is a messenger RNA of Orycteropus afer afer, 354 nucleotides long. RefSeq names its product histone H2A-Bbd type 1-like. Gene Ontology annotation, cellular component: nucleosome. The transcript has a single exon. Gene Ontology annotation, molecular function: DNA binding; structural constituent of chromatin; protein heterodimerization activity. Lineage: Eukaryota; Metazoa; Chordata; Mammalia; Tubulidentata; Orycteropodidae. The record is from RefSeq and is a predicted model, not a curated record. Bases 1 to 354 code for a protein of 117 amino acids.